Salvia hispanica is the source of this 2409-nucleotide messenger RNA. RefSeq names its product transmembrane and coiled-coil domain-containing protein STS1-like. Lineage: Eukaryota; Viridiplantae; Streptophyta; Magnoliopsida; Lamiales; Lamiaceae. The record is from RefSeq and is a predicted model, not a curated record.
CGUCGUUUUUUUCAACUGUGGAAAUGGAAAGGAGAGGAAACGGAAAGGUAGUAGUGUGUGAUCGCAUGAUAUUCGACGAAUUGCCCCAACCAAUCCACUUCUCCUUUACAAUUCAAACGCAAUUACACCUCUUCCUGCUCUGAAUUAAGAGCUGAAGAAAAUUGAUGUCGUCAUCACCGUCACUACUGACGGCGACGCAGAAAUACGCCGCCGCAGCGCUUUUUGCUCUAUCCCUGCACCAGGCGCAGAUCCAUCAGAGCCGUCCAUUGGGAUUCCCCUCCCAGCCAGACGACGACGCCGACAACGGUUCUGCCUGUUUGUCGGAGGAACGCAUCAGCUCUGGCAGUAGCUGCGAAUCCGUCGCCGAUGAUCCCCAGCUCUGGGCGCACGAUUCCUCCGGUCUUCUUCGUCCUAUCUUCAAGUAUUUGGAAAUUGAUAUCAGAGCGUGGGAUGGGCUGCAGGAGACUGUGACGUAUGCAACUGCUAGUCAUCAUGUUGGAGCUUUUAUAAGGUUGCUAGCCGAGGAAAGUAGCAAUGAAUCUCGAGAAUCGUCUGAGAAGGAACUGGCUUUAGCAAAUGCUAUAAUAGCUAUGACCUUGAGUCUAGAAAGUAGUCAUGGAGAUUAUGCGGCUAAGCAGGAGAAGCAACGCGAAUAUGAGCAUGCUUGUCGGGAGAAGUUGAAAACCUCAGAAAAGACGGCAGAGCCAGAAUCUGAAGAUAAUGAUCUCUUUACUACUCGUCUGGAGGAAAAGGAUGCCACUACAGCUGAGGAAGCCCAUGUACAGUCUGUCACUGAAUCUGAUCGGAAACCAUUGGAAGAGAUAACAAUGCUUAGUUACGCAACGAAAGUAACAGUUCUGUAUGAGCUUCUUACUGCUUGUCUAGCCAAUGCACCUGAAGACGAAAAGGCCGCUACCAGACAAAGCAAAGGUUAUGAUGCUAGACAUCGCGUGGCUCUGAGGUUGCUAUCUGCCUGGUUUGAUCUAAAGUGGAUAACAGUGGAGUCAAUUGAAACUAUUGUUGCUUGCUCUGCAAUGGCUCUUCUAAAAGAAAAGGAAACAGAAGAUGUUUCUCAUCCAAAAAGCAAAUGGGCCAAGUGGAAACGUGGAGGAAUAAUAGGUGGUGCAGCGUUAGCCGGAGGAACAUUGUUGGCAGUUACUGGAGGUUUAGCUGCUCCAGCUAUUGCGGCUGGAUUCAGUGCCUUGGCACCUACAUUAGGGACUAUAAUUCCCUUUGUUGGAGCAGGUGCUGCUGCUUUUGCUAGUGCUGCUGGAACUGUUGCAGGUUCUGUUGCAGUGGCAGCUUCCUUUGGAGCUGCUGGAGCUGGACUUACAGGAAGCAAAAUGGCCAGAAGGAUCGGAGAUAUUGAUGAAUUUGAGUUCAAAGCUAUAGGAGGAAAUCAUAACCAAGGGCGACUAGCAGUUCAGAUCUUAAUAUCUGGAUUUGUUUUUGAGGAAGAUGACUUCAAGAGACCUUGGGAUGGACAAUGUGACAACUCUGAAAGUUAUGUACUGCAGUGGGAGUCCAAGCAUCUAAUUGCUGUAAGCACAGCUAUUCAAGACUGGCUUACUUCAGCAUUAGCCAUGGAAAUGAUGAAACACGGCGCAAUGAUGACUGUUCUAAGCACUCUUUUGGUAGCACUGGCUUGGCCAGCUACGGUGCUAUAUCUCACUGAUAUUAUUGACAGCAAAUGGACGAUUGCCCUGAACAGGUCUGACAAGGCAGGGAAGUUGCUAGCUGAAGUAUUACUGAAGGGGCUGCAUGGUCAGAGGCCUGUGACACUUGUAGGUUUCUCCCUUGGAGCAAGGGUGAUUUUCAGGUGCCUCCAAACUCUGGCUGAAAGUGAAAAUAGUGCUGGACUUGUGGAGAGAGUUGUUCUUCUUGGAGCUCCCAUCGGAAUCAAGGACAUGAACUGGGAAGCCACGCGAAAGGUGGUGUCUGGGAGAUACGUGAACGUCUAUUCUACGAAUGAUUGGAUGCUUGGGAUUGCCUUUCGUGCCAAUCUUCUCACCCAAGGAUUAGCUGGAAUUCAACCGGUUGAUGUCCCCGGCAUUGAAAAUGUGGACGUGACUGAGCUCAUUGAGGGGCACUCGUCGUACCUAUGGAGAACCCACCAUAUCCUCGAACAACUUGAGCUUGACACAUACUUUCCCGUUUUCAACAGAAAAAUCGUAGUGUCAUAGUCCAUGUUGCAGUGCCCGGCUCAUUCCUUUAUCGCCGUCGAGCGGUUCAGUGUGGGGGAAUAGAUCAUUUGUGACUCUUCAAAUUAUGUCAGUUGCAAGUAGUUCUCACAAAAGAAAUGAAUUAAAUUACUACUCAUAUAACAUUUUAUAUUUCCGUUGUACAUUAAAAUGACAUGAAAUACUAAAUUUUUAUUUAUUAUAUGUAACUAGAUAAUUGACUAUAAAA